GUUAAAAUUGUAGGUUGUAUGAGUGUGUAACUUAAUGCCGGGUCCGAAUAGUGGCUAUAGGCACCUGGGUCUCAAUAGCAACCGGUGCUGCACUUCGUUGUAUGCACUUCGGUGGUACAAAUUUCCCACUCUGCUACCAUGGAAUCUAUCAAAGAGCCAAAUGGACCAGUUUUACUGAAGAAAGGUGAAGCAGUUCCAGCUUAUGCUAGGUUGAUGUCUGAUAAUGAUGUGUUAUCAUGGCAGAAAAAACGUAUAGAAAAUCAUCAACCUCAAAGCGAAAUUUUUGUCUUCAAGUAUGGAAUGCAUAUCUUAACUGGUGUUGCUGGCUUAUCGGGCUUUAUAAUCAAUACAAAUAUUCGUAAAAACUUCAGACUUGGCACACUGCGGUCAAUGUUUACCUAUAUACCAUCUGUGGUUUUAACUGGCGCUUUAGCAGGCGUGAUUCAUCAAUUUGGUAUCAAGGACCGUGUACUUGUAGGAAAGGAAUAUUGUUCAUUAUGUGUUUCACUUCGAUCUGGAACUUACCAGUCUGUGAUGGGUGUGGCCUACUCAUUUUUGGUUUCAUUUUUAACCUGUCUUCCCACAGCUAGGGAGAAUUACACAUUACCAAUGCCAGCCACUCAAAAAGGUCUGGGGUAUUUAAAGCUAUUAAACACUAUAUCACCAAAGUCAAGCAUUUUGUUAUCGUUAAUAGCAGCAAACAUGGUUUUUGGUUGUGUGGUUGGACAACAAGAGUUUUCAGUGUUUUUAAAUCAUUUAAUCCAGCGACCCCCUAGUGAAUUUUUCAUUGACAGAAGCUUUGUACGAGAUUAG
Physella acuta is the source of this 813-nucleotide messenger RNA. RefSeq lists its product as uncharacterized. Gene Ontology annotation, biological process: mitochondrial respiratory chain complex I assembly. The record is from RefSeq and is a predicted model, not a curated record. Lineage: Eukaryota; Metazoa; Mollusca; Gastropoda; Physidae. Gene Ontology annotation, cellular component: mitochondrion.